AUGAGCUUUCAAGAAGAAGAUGAAUGGCUUGGAUUGGGGUCUGGAUUCGUGCUGGACGAUGCAUUCAAAUGCACUAGUCCAAUUGGGGCGGACACUUCUCUACAGGUGCCUUUACGAGAGCCCACACCUGUCGCCGUUUCGCCUCAAGACCUGAUGGACUUUUCCUUUGCUGAUAAUUCACUUGCCGUUCCGAUACGGGAUUUCGGGUUCCAAAGUGGAAACGAACCGCCUCGACUGUCACCUGUUUCAUCAUCGUUUCAGUCCAUGGCUCCUUUACAAAAUAUGUCAUACGAGAUGACGAAUGCCACAGUGGUACAGGAAGAUACGUACAAUUCUUUUGAACAACCCUCAAUAGUUGUGAAUGGUCAUUAUCAGACUAUUGAACAGCAGGUUAUCCAACCUCAGCAAGGGUUUUUUCAGACUGUAUCUGAAACUCCAAUCCAACAAACGGUAUCCACUUCAAGUCAACAUACAUCAUCCGGUAACGGUAACACGGCUUCUGGCUCACUCGUGCAACAAAUUCUCAGUGCACCAUCAACACGUCAAACACCCACUCCUCAACAUACUCGCCAACGACCAAUUCAACCAAAAACUCACAACAACGGACGGAAGCGUGCUUCUGUCAAUUCUCAUUCUGGGAUAACGAACAAGUCGAACAAAGUAGAGUCUUCUACCACAAAUUCGAAUCAAACAGAAGUUCGAUUUAGUAUGACUGCACUGACACGGAUUACUGAAAUUGGUGCGGAGAUGGCACAGCUACAGGAACAACAAGAUAAGUUAGGCAUCAACAAUUCGCAAAGGCUGAGUGAACUGCAAGCACAGCGGGCCAGCAUCCUCUACGAAGCCUUAUGUUCACAGAAUGUCGGUGAGACUGUGUUGAGCCAAGUGAAGCAAGUUGCUGCGGCGGCAGCUCCGGCAUCCCAAACACGAUCAACAGCGCGGGUUCACAGCGGUCAUUCAUCUCGGCCUACACAUUUCGAAUCUGCGCCAGAGUCACCUCAGUACCAACCGCAGAUGUAUUUGGCCAGUCACAAUCAAUAUCCGAGUACAAGUACUGCGCAGUUUCAAGAAUUCUCCACUGGUUCUGCUAACCAAGGAUUAAUAGUCCAUCAACAAGAACCAGUCACAGUACGACAUCAACCUCAGCAACGGAUUUACAGAACGCAAAACAGUGCCACAACCGUUUACCACACAGCAUCUCAGUUACCAGCUGGAACUGUCUAUGUGCAAAAUGUUCAACAAGGCACGCAGGCUCAGUUUGCUUCAUCACAGCCUACUGUUGGAGAAGUUGUGCGACAACAGCAUCAGUUGCGGCACGUCUCUGGAGCACAACAGGUGAUCGUGCAACAAAUGCCUCCUCCACAAGUGGUGGUAGCUGCUGGUGCUCAAACAGUGGGUGGUGCUCAAAUUCGAACACAGAUUGUUCAACAUUCUCCCUUGCCUGCUCAAAUUGUUCUUGCACCUGCCGUUCCGCAGACACAUCAAGUGGUGGUAGUUGCACACCGGUCUUCUCCGGCACAGACAGCGAAGCGCUUGGAAGAGAAGCGUGCUAGUCGUCUGAGUAGGUUGAGGAACUAUUUUGACAGUCUCCAUGAAACGCUUUCUAACCCGGACACCGAAAGUCCGUUUUCUGACCUUCGCGAUGUCUUACAGCGGUUAUUGCCAUAUCACACCUAUGGAGAACCAAACUUUAGCGAGGAAUAUUUGGAGCAAUUCGAUUCCAAUUACUUGCGAACCACCAUUAACUUGAUGGAACAACGAAAACGCUUGGAAAAGCGAUUGCGGAAAGUCUUUUACGACGAUGCACUACACGGUACCGAGGUUGAAGAGCGGAAUUUGUUGCUAUAUCUCGACGGUGAAUACGAAAGGCGAAAAUUGGAAGAGGAAAGAGAGUUUGUCAAACAAGGCAACGUUGAAGCGUUUGUACAUGAUAGCCCUAUCGUGGCUGCUUUGCGUGACUCAAAUCGUGAACCAGUUGAAAAAUCUGGGCAAGUGACCUCUUCAUCGAAAUCGGCUUCGAGAUCGGUGAUUCAACAAUAUGAAUAUCAUCCGUUUGAAGAAAUUCCUAUUCCAUUGUCGCCAUAUAAAUCACCGUCUCCAUUUAAAUCACCUACCAGUAGCAUUAGUUCGUCGUCAAAGUUUGAUGAGCAAAAAGAGGAUAUUCUUCGUCCAUUACCACCUCCUCUGCCCAAUGUUGCUACCCGGAGAGUUACACCUUCGAGGACAGUGGCCGAUAAAGAUAGUUCAUCCCUCGUAUCCUCGUCACCCAGUCCUUCACAUGUAUCACAUGAGAAGACGGAAAAUCCCUCAUGUGUUUCCACACCUGGCCGUUUACCAGCGAAGAAAGAAUUGCUAUCAAGAGCAAGGCAAGGUGUCCCAGCAGAAAUGCGUUCGCCACCUGCGCAUUCAAGCUGCACUAAUAGUGCUUUGUUUGUUCGGAAUUCGGUAGAAGAUUACGAAUCAGAUGGAUCAGCAUCGCCAGAGCUUGGAGUGGAUGAUGUUGUUGUUCCACGUCCUCCUACACCUCCAGUAAAGUCUAAACCUCCGACUCCGCAAAUAAAUGUUCCUUCACCGGCAAAACCUGCGGUACCACCUUCGCAGAAGAUACCUCAGCGAACUACCAUUCCAGUACCUCCACUUCUUCCGCAGAGAAGAGAGAAGUUGAAUAAAAGCCCACAUCGGACAUCCCUUCACGUUGCAUUGCAAGAGGAUGUGAAGCCAUUGCUUAAGCGUGAAGAGGAUAAACCAGCAGAACGGUUUCGAUUCAAACCUCAGGUUCCACGACCCACUCCUGUAUCACCUUUCAAAUCCGUUACUCCUAAACAGGAGUGUCCCAUUGAACACAAUCUUGUGGGAAAAGGUGUAAAUUCUGGAGAAGUCAAAAGCCUGACAAACAAAAAGGAUCGGGUCUCUGUUUGUGAUAAACCUCCUCCAAUACGCUUGAAAUUGAAGCUGGAUGGCAAAGAGGAAGUGGUUGCUGUUACGUCGAAUGGGAUACGAAUGAAGUUGAAAUUUGGACUGGGUGCUAACAUCAUGAAUUCUAUUACUCGACGUGUAUCAACGAAAGAAUCUGAGGAACCCAAAUUGGUGCAUAAGGUCUUCGACUCACAACCUUCUACGUCUAGAGCAUCAUCACUUGUUUCGGUAAGACGUUUACGUUGA
This is a messenger RNA of Angiostrongylus costaricensis, 3162 nucleotides long. Lineage: Eukaryota; Metazoa; Nematoda; Chromadorea; Rhabditida; Metastrongylidae. The record is from the annotation of a GenBank genome assembly.